AUGUACCUACAGAAAAAUUUCUGGGAACAUGUGAACACAGUAUGGCAGACGUUUAAACAACAUAUGGAGGACGAGAACGAAGAUACAAUGAUAGAUUUAAUGUGUCACAAGAACCAAGCGCCGGCUGGAAAUGCGCAGGCACAGGGGGAAACCUUCAGUGAGACGAACAAAGCUGUGUGCUGGCUAGUAUUAAAGGCAUUAAGUUUUAAAUAUGGGAUCAAGUGGAUGCGAGGAGGUAAGAACUUGAAUAAUGUGGAGAAGAAGAAUGAUAAUAUAAAGCUGUAUAUGAAAUGUAUUUUAGUGAAUAUAUUUAUGAAAAAAAUAGUCGGGCAGAAAUGUUUAGAGGCUGCUGGUGGAAGGCAAGCAUUUACAGCUGCGACAGCAUUGCUACGGGACAGAGCAAAGGAGGAGCCCAAUAUGGCAUGUGAGACGCAGGACAGGAAGGACGGCAGCAUGCAGAAGUCACAAAACACGGAAAACUGGGAUCCAUGGGAAAUAAUGCACAGAUGGCUUGAGAGGAAUAAGGGAUACUUGACAGAUGGGGAGCAGGGCGUCUUGGGGACGGAAUGCAUAGUACAAAAAGACAAGACUGCACAAGAAAUAAAGAAAGCUGCGAACAACAAAAUUGAGGACGUGGGGCAAGAACUACAGCACGAGGUGAAACAAAUAUUGGAAGAACUAAAUAAAUCCAGAGACAGCGAAAGUAUGGAGAAUAUAAUAAAGAAAGUGAAGCAAGGCAAGGACUCCGCUUCGAACACUCCACCACCACACGCACAACCACCGGGGGAACCACAGGCUACAUCGUCAUCAACAUCAUCAACACCGGGCAGGUCAGAACACGCUCAUGCAGGUAAUGGAGGUGGGGCCGUCGCCACAAACGCCCCGGCCACACCAGCACCAGACAAGCCGCCCGGUAAAGGAGGACAAGAAGUCGCGGCGAAACCGGUGGCAACGAAGCCGCCCGAGCUACAGGAUUGUCAGGGAGACAGAUUAUUGGAGUGGAGGCAAAAGGAAACAUAUGUGCAAGCUAAUUAUGGUAAACAGGAUAUGGACAAAUUACAGAAGGUUUUGAAAGAUUUUAAGGAAUAUAUGGGGAAAAAUGAACAGCACGUAGAUGCGUAUGGUGUAAACUGUUAUAAUUCUGGUUGGGAAGAUAUGGACAACACAUCCACAUUUUACACGCAGCAGAUGGUACCGGACGUAGUCAGGUGUAGACUUAUGACUAUAGCAUUGGGUUUCGCCAAUGGGUGGGGUAGACAAGACAACGCCACGCAGGACGGCGUGCACAUGAGUGAGGAAGAAGAGAAUAGCCUAAGAUGUGAAGUAGUGAAUGUAUUUGGACACUUACUGAAAAAGAAGUAUUGUGAACGCCAACAACAAUGGUACAGAGGUAUCGAAUAUGCAUACAUUGUAAUGCAGAACAUGGGGGAUGAGAAAUUAGGAACGGGACUGCCACCUGGGCCUGUUACGGACAAGAGGUGCACAAUGUGGGGGUAUGAAGGACAUAGGAGGAAUGUGGAAGCAAUAAAUUUGCCUGUAGUGGAGUGGUUAUUGCAGGACACGCAAUUACUUGGAAAAAUAGCACAGAUGCAAAGGGAAAUGCCCUGUAAUACAGAGUGGAAACAGUAUAUUCAGGAGCAAGGCUUGAAAAAUAACAUUACUGAGCAUAGGCAGGCAGAGAGGACUCAGAUAGAGGACAAAGUAGGCAAAAAAGUGAAAACGAAUGCAGCAGAAAUAAUCCAGAGGGCAACGGAAGUGGUAGAGGAGAAAAUUACAGAAUUGAACGAUAGGAACACUAGUGAGAAGGCAACGAGCACGACGGCAGACGCGCCGACACCAGGAGCAAACGUAGCAAGGAAGGACUCGGAGGAUGACGAACCACCAGCCAGACCACCACGACCCCCUAAACCACAGAACGGAAAUGAUCAAGGAGCACCGGGACAGGGAGCAGCAGGAUCGGGGGGCCCAGGACCCGUACCGCAACCCCCACCACCGGCACCACCGCGCGCAGAGGGGACAGGUGGGAACCCUGGAAGUAACAAGCCACAGGAAGGUGAGUUAGACUGCGAAAACGAGGAUUCCAGUGGUGUUCCUUCAGGAACAGAAACCCAUACAGGGUCUAGUGUAAGCGUUUCCAAGGCUCGUCAUGCUAUGCCCGGACAACUUCCCUGUAGUGAGUUGAAGACAUUACUACGUCCACAGCAUAUAACGACUUCCCCUCCUGCUGUCAUAGGUGGCGGAUCCCCGGAACCUCGACCUGCUGGUAAUACUGAAUCCACGGAUACAGAGAGUAAGAAUGGGACAGAAGCAGGAUCAGCACAACCAACACCAGGAGCACCACCAGCAGCACCAUCACCGGCGGUACCUACAGGGGAACCCACACCACAAUCAACAGGCACAGAAACAACAUCAACAGCAAACGCCGGGGACGGUAGUACGCGUGACACGCAGGAUGCCGUCAUCGAUAAAGGAAACGAUGACCCCCCUCCUCUCAAUCCACCCAAACCAAAACCAGAAACCACGCACCCCAAUCAAUCGGGGAGCACCGUCCCCGGCGCGGGCGCACCAUCCUCAGGAGGUGGUGCAGAUGGAGUUUCUGGUCGGGAAGGACAGGGAGGUGCAGGUGAUGGGGGAGGUGGUGCAGGUGCAGCAGGUGCUGGAGCAGGUUCAACUGGGCCUGUGAAACCAAAUUCCUCAGGCACCGAUUCUACCGGUCAUGGUACUGCCACUACAGGAGGUGGACGUGCUGCUCCUACCCCUGCCAACCCUUCCGUGCCGCCCGGCCUCACAUGGGAAGAUGUCAAGCCAUACACCCCCGCGAUCAUUCCCGCGGUGGUUGGUAUUGGCGUCCUUGCGUUCUUCCUAUGGAAGUAUUUUGCCUACCUCGCCAAACGACGACGAAAGUUUCGAACCGUGCGUGACGUGCCAUCACCGCCACUCGACGAAGAAAUAUUGGCGCAUCUACAACGCGGCGAACUGCCACCACCCGAUUACGGGUACACGAUGAUUAGGGAUACGAAACCUGCAUCUGCUGCCGAACGACGCGGCCAACGCCCACCACGCGUGCAUAAGCGCACCAUCAUCGAGCUACAUCUAGAAGUGCUCAACGAAUGUGAAGCGACCGAGUGGGAAAACGUCAAAGACGACUAUUUGCAAAUUGUCGUGGAGGAGUUUGCGCAGCAUUUGAUGCGGGACGGAAAGGGGUAUAGUAGUUCCUUGGAUGCUCCUAUCACAAACCAGGAUUUAUCAGGGAACAAUGUUGCAUCCACCCUCGAUCCACCCACUGACACCGCUGUAACGGAUGCAUGCCCAUUGAAUGACCCCGAUACAUGGAGUUGUAUGGAAACCAUACAGUUAGCAACGGACCCUUGGCGCCCUAACGCACAGGACCCAGAUCCAUGGAGUUGUAUGGAAUCCAUACAGUUAGACACGGACCGUGCUCCGCCUAACGAAGAUGACCGAUGCUGUUGCAUGGAAACCAUACAGUUAGCAACGGACCGUUCUCCACCUAACGAAGAUAACCCAUGGCGUUGUAUGGAAUCCAUACAGUUCGAACCAGAACAGCGUCCCGCUACUAGUCCCGGGCAUGUGACGUCGGAGUGCACCCAAUGGAUUAACUGGAUUGACCGCAACAAGCACCUAUUGCGGGCGUGCACAGGGCAAACGUGGUUUUUGCAAUUAAAAGCGGAUUGGAAACAAUACCUGCGUGCACACAUGGUGGCAAACGAGGAUAACGGCGUACACGGGCAGCGUGAAUUCGGUGAUGCGGCAACCCUGCCGAUGCAGAAAGUGCGGUUGUGGAAAGAAUGGGUUGCCCAACAACAUCGGCAUGUGAGUACAUACAGUGAAGAGGAGUGGUUUCAACAUUUGUUAGAAAAUAUCGAGGAGGCGACAGCCUCGCACAAAGGCGAAGUACCUAUAGUGGAAAACGACUUAGAAGUGGAAAAAGUAAUGGCAGCAGCAUAUAUGCUACGCGUGAGAGAUGCUCCAGAGUUCCAACAACUGCAUCCGCAAUCUUACAUGAAAAAACGGUUAACCGCUCAAACAUGGAUACUGAUCCUGGCAUUAGUCCUAGCACAGUGCGAGCUCGAGAGUAGUAUGCAACAGAGGGAGUUGUAUGUGGAUGCUUUAUUACAGAAUAUGCGACAUUAG
Plasmodium fragile is the source of this 4152-nucleotide messenger RNA. RefSeq lists its product as uncharacterized. The record is from RefSeq and is a predicted model, not a curated record. NCBI's taxonomy places the organism in Eukaryota, Apicomplexa, Aconoidasida, Haemosporida, Plasmodiidae. Bases 1 to 4152 code for a protein of 1383 amino acids. The transcript has 5 exons.